Messenger RNA from Komagataella phaffii GS115, 963 nucleotides. RefSeq lists its product as hypothetical. Gene Ontology annotation, cellular component: dynactin complex. Lineage: Eukaryota; Fungi; Ascomycota; Pichiomycetes; Pichiales; Pichiaceae. The record is from RefSeq and is a predicted model, not a curated record. Bases 1 to 963 code for a protein of 320 amino acids. The transcript has a single exon.
AUGCCAAUUAAGUAUAGUUGUUGCAGAGAAGGAGAGUGGCUUGAAGAUUAUAAUAAUUGGUACGACUUGGCUCAGCUCUACUUUUGCACCAAAUGUCAACGUAUCAAAUGUUGGAGAUGUACUCAGCCUGUUAUCAAGGUUAAAUUCUGCUCGAGAUGUUCGCAGAUAACGACGGGCAACAAUUGCCCUAAGCAUUGUUUCAACUGUCCUAAAUGUAAUGGGGCUCUCAAGAUCACUAGUUCUACUGAAAAGGAUGGAAAGUCUUUCAUGUUCAAUUGUCAAUGCGGUUAUAGCUUUGACACUGGUACGAUACACCAACCACAACCAUUGAGUAGAAUCAUUCGCAAUUUGAACAAAAACACGCCCUACUACCAACUGAAAGCUUUUUAUGAAGGUAAAGGAUCUCUUCCAAAACAAAAUGAAGAUGGUGAUCCCUCUUGGGGAACAAACAAACUGCCUAUUCUCGCUCGAGUUCGAAGUAAGAAUGACGUCUACUGCAGAGUUUGCAAAAGCUGGUUGAUAGUACAUAGAGCCGAUGUCUCUUCUACUGCUAAAUUCAAUUCAACCGCUCAAGACUACGUGCCAGAGGUAUAUCUGGAUAGAUCUCAAGAUAAGUUUCUUCUACAUUUCAUCAAUAAUUCCAAAGAGCUAAUGGAUGUCAAAAUCACAUAUUCUCCCGGUACCGAAUACCAUUUUCCAAACACGAAGUUUAAAUUGGGUGCAACAACGGAAAAGCUUGUGGGACAGACGAAAGACUCAACUGCAGAAGUAAAGACUCAAUCUUUAAAUGAAGAUCAAGGGAAUCUAAGAGUUCAAGUUUCAACUACUCCUCCUGAGGUAUCACUCAAUCACGUUAUCAUACCUAUAGAAACCCAAUUGCAAGAGUUUAGCAUACCCAUUCACGUUCAAAUAUCGGGUCAGCUUAGCUUUGGCUUCUCGUGCAUGAAUAUACCAGAAGUGUGA